AUCGCGGGUGGUUCCAGCCGGGGCCGCUGCCGUCGGGACUUGCUGUGGGCCGCGCUGCUUUCGGGACUACCUCCUGUGGAAGUAUUUUGUUCAUGUUUAAUGGCAGUGGCAUAGACCAAAGCUUGAAGAACUCAGUAGAAUGAGUGAGAAUGACGUUCAAAGCCCACGUGUUCAGGGAAGAGCGUUUUGGUUGUGAGCAAAAUCUUCUGAGUCUGCUUUGGCAAGAGCCCUCUCCCAAAUCAGUGGGCAGGUGGAACCUGUGGAGUAUUUUCAUGCUAGGAACUUGUGUUCUCUGUGGAUGGACAGAUAACUGCCCUGAAAAGUAUGGGGAAAAAAGGACCUAUGUAGAAUAUAAUCUCACUCUUCAUAAUUACUGUUUGUUGAUGUCAAGUGGCAUUUGGCAGAGAGGGGGAGAAGAUGAAGGUGUAGAUGGAUUUUUGGUCGAAGAUAUUAGGAAAGAGGUCAACAGAGCUGCAAGACUGGCGUGUAAUAUCUGCAGGAAAAAGGGUGCUUCAAUUGGUUGUGUGGCUCCCAAAUGUAAGCGAAGUUACCAUUUUCCUUGUGGGCUACAAAAGGAAUGUGUUUUUCAGUUCAUGGAAGACUUCAGAUCUUACUGUUGGGAACAUAAGCCAGUUCAAAUCUUUUCGGAUAAAGACUCCAGAGAACCUUCACAGUGUACAAUAUGCCUGGAUUCGGUUGAACAUCUUCCACUGUACAGUGUGUUGAGAAGUCCUUGUUGUAAAAAUACUUGGUUUCAUCGAGAAUGCUUGCAGUAUCAAGCUUUGAGUGCUGGGAUAUUUUUCUUUAGGUGCGCAGUAUGUAAUAACAAGGACAAAUUUCAGAAAGAAAUGUUGAGAAUGGGCAUACACAUUCCAGAGAAGGAUGCAUCUUGGGAACUUGAAGACAACGCUUAUCAAGACCUACUGCAGUGUUAUCAACAUUGUGACGUUAGAAGAUGUCUCUGCAAGAAUGGAAGAGACUAUAACAAACCUGAUAGUAAGUGGGAAAUAAAGCGUUGUCAGUCUUGUGGUUCCCGUGGAACUCACUUGGCCUGUUCAUCCUUAAAAUCAUGGGAUCAAAACUGGGAGUGUAUAGAAUGCAGAAGCAUCUUUGCAAAAGAGAAAUGCAAAAAGCGGAAAUCGCGUUCUUUGGCUCCCUCUGAAAAGAUGGAUGGCACAACUUGUUUGCUGGAAGAACCAUCUCCAAAGCUCCCCCGCCAGUCACCUGGAUCUCAACGCAGCUGUCUUCUCCAAUCACCAAAGAUAAUGUGCCAGAACAACUUGUCACCCUGCUCACUCCUAGAACUUCCAACAUCCAAUAGAGAGGCAAUAUCUUUAUCUCCACUGAUGUCAAACAGGAACUACUCCCUAAGGAAAAAGCAUUUAAGAGUGAAAAGAAAGGAAGCUUCUAAUAUACUGGAGGAGUUAACGCAACAAAUUAAUACGAAAACCACAAGGCUUAACAUCAAUACAGAAAAUAUCUGGAAGAGUGCUUUAAAAGGAUUUAGACAGCGUAACUUCAGACCUACAAACACCAUUGAAGUGAAGUUCACAAACUGCAAAAAUAGAAUAAAAACAGAUUCUCUUAUUGGGUCAAAACACCUUUUUUUCCAGUUACUAAUGCUUCAUAUUCAGAAUUCAUCAUUGUUUGAGGGCUCUUCUGCAAAGAACUUGUCGAUUGACCCUCAAGCUCUAAAAGAGAACCUGUAUUUUGAAGCUGGCAAAAUGAUUGCUGUUUCUCUAGUUCAUGGUGGCCCAUCUCCUGGUUUCUUUUCCAAAACACUGUUUGAUUGUCUUGUCUAUGGUCCAGAGAAUGUGAAGCCAAAUUUGGAUGAUGUUGCUGAUGCUGGUGUAAUGCAGACAAUAAAAAAGAUAAAAUAUUCAGAGAGUCUGUCCAGCCUACAGUCGACUGUGCAUGACUGCUAUGACUUCCUUGCUGCUGCUGAAUGUUUAAGACCCAUAACAGCUUUGGGUGAUAAGGAUGUGCUGGUGAAUGACUUACUGAUCCAUCAUGUAAUCAAAAGAAUUAUUUCACCCUUAGAAAGUUUUAGGCAAGGUUUGAAAACUCUUGGUCUGCUAGAGAAAAUGGAAAUGCAUCCGACUGCUUUCUCUAGCUUAUUUUGCCAAAAACCUGAAAAACUUUCAGCAGAAGCUCUCUGUGAUCUCUUUACAAUCCAUUGCUCACCAGAUGUAAAUGAAGUUGGAGGUGCUGAUUUUUGGAUGGGUUAUUUGCAAGAUGUGGAGGGUGGUGAGUCUAUAGUGACAUUACAGGAUAUUCUCUUCUUCGCAACUGGUUGUUUUUCUAUACCACCUAUUGGUUUUGAUCCUAAACCUACUGUUAAAUUUCUGCCUGUACAUUAUCCCAUUGGAAACAGACUCCUUAAUUGCUUAGAACUCCCAAUAACAAGGACAUACGAGAAUUUUAAAAAUAAAAUGGAAUUUGCUAUCAGGAACACAUUAAGAAGCAUGAGAGAAUAAAUAUUUUUGCUACUAAACCGAUCACUGGAAACCAGUUUUCUGUGGGAGUGUCUACUGGCAAGGUGCCUUUUUAUGUUUUAUUGGUAUACUCUUCUUUUUACCAUUUGUCCUGCAAAGAUAUGGACUCCUAAUCUUGUAAAAUGGAAAGCUGUUUUCAGGCGAAAGUCAGUUGGUUUGGGUGGUGGUGUUUUUUCAAUCAUCUCCUUGGUUAGAAAUUGGCUUUUCAAACCAGCAGUCUUAUUUAGAAUGGGUAUUUUUGUUUUAGACAUACACGGGAUGUUACUGAACUCUGGAGCAUUUUAUCAAAUUCCUACACACUUUUCUUUCAGUCAAAGCAGUUGUUUUUUUUUUUUAAGGUAACAGCAUUAGAGUUUUGUCUCAAGUAAAACUGAUGAGUGUUUCAGUUCUGUGUUACUAUUUUCAGUUAACUGCUUUCAUGUUGAUUCAUUUAUGCUUUGAUUCUUAAGCCAAUUAAGGUUAAGGUUUAGGCUGUUGUGUUCAAUACUUUAAAAUGCAAGAAUUUAGAGAAGAUCAAGGCAAAAUAAAGGAGCAAGAAAUAAAGUCUGGCUGAACUUGAGUUUCUGCUAUUGAACAAAAUCUUUGGCAUUUGCACCCUUACUGAUCCUGCUGCUUUAUGAUAGCCUUUUCUGUUAUGACUAUACCUAUAAUUAGAAGCUUGAAGUAGAUCUUUAACAUGCAACUAUAAGUGAUCCUUCAAAACUAGAUACAAAAAAAUUGCUUAUUAGAAGAAGAUACUGAAUUUUCUUCCAUGGAAGUAUUUUCAAAUGAAUGUGCACUAAAGCUAUUUGAAUUGCAGGCAGUCUACAGUCGAGCCUGUUAUUAGUGCCUGAUGCUUCUCUAGCUUUUAUUCUAAAUGCUUCCUUUCCAAUUUUAGAUGCAUUUUAAGCAUCUGUGUAAAAUGUUUUAAUUCUGCAGUAUUUGUAUAAAUAACAUUAAGCCAUAAGUGAUAAGUAGUGAAAUCUCUACCACAAUUAUGCUAGAACUAUGAAACUGGAGGGGAAAAAAAAGUAUGACAUUGUAUUUAACAUAUGCAUAUCUCUUUUCAGAAUUACAUUUUUCUUUACUGUCAGUUUGGUAAUUUAAACUGCAUCCCUAGAAAAGGCCAUUCUAUAUAUGUAUAUAGAUAGAUAUGUCUGUAUUGUAGGAUUUGUCAGGGCCUUGGGACCCUGUCUUAUGACAGACCUCUGUCUUAUGUUUGACUGGCCAAAGAACUCCAUUUCUGCAUCAAACAUUCCUCCUUUCCACCCAAAUUCUUUCUGGAAUCUGUGCAAAUAAGCUAUUUUCUAGGGUGAUCAUUUUUUUCUAGUAAGCAAUACUAGGUUAGUACUCAUGUUUUUAGUAUGCUCUCUUAGUAAAGCAUAUAUGACUUCGAAACCACACAAAUAUUUUAGAUAUCAGAGGAUUAAGGGCCAUGCCUUCACUUAUGCACAGGAUGCUUAAUUAGAAUAAGCUGUCAGCAUUUGAAAUUGGUUUGUGAAAGAAAUGUUUUGCAAAAUGAGAAGGAAUUGAUAUCAGUUUCUACUUUUUUUCUCAGCUGGAAGAUUGCAAAGUUUUGGGGGGUAAAACUAAAAUGCUGAACAGUGUUUGAGUCAUUAAUUUCAAUAGGAAAAUUUUUACUUGGAUAGUGGUGAGUCACUGGAACAUGUUGCACAGUGUGUGGAUGCUCCAUCCCUGGAGGCAUUCAAGGCCAGGUUUGGUGUUUCCCUGGGUAGCCUGUUUUGGAGGGUGGCAGCCCUGCCCCUGGCAGGGGGGUUGGAACUGGAUGGUAGAGUCCCUUCCAAUCCAAGCCAUUAUAUGAUUCUAUUCCAAGAUUCUAUGAUAAUUCAGUCAUAUUCCACAUGUGUGUUUUAGAAAUAGUAUUAAAGAAUUACACCAAAAUCUCAUUCACAUGAGACUGGAGGCUACAAAAUAUGCUUUUAAAGUUUAUAUUGAUUCUUAUUCUGUAGUAAAGCAUUCUACAACUCAGGUUUUACUUCCUUUUUUUACCUAGAGUAAUUGUUUAAUUUUUUUUUUUUAAUUAUCUUAGUGUAUAUGGAAAAGUAAUAAUCAUAAUAUUGCUUGUUUAAAAAAAUAAAAAAAAAAUUUAAAAAAAAAACAAAUGAGUUUUGUACUUGCAUAAACUGUUUAAAAGUUAUUGUUGUUAGAAUGUUAUGCAAUUAAUUAGAGCUGUGUAAAAACUUAAAACUCCAAUGCAGUCAACUGCAGAAUCAGUGCCUGAAGUGCUGCAGCUUCAAGCAAUGUUGUAUGUGACAGAUGUAGCAUCAGUGUUGAAAUACUCAAUUGUGGGAGACAAAUGUCGUGUAAAUGUUUGAAAGUGCAAUAAAGAGUUAAUACAACGUGGUAAUUUAAA
Coturnix japonica (Japanese quail) is the source of this 4848-nucleotide messenger RNA. The record is from RefSeq and is a predicted model, not a curated record. NCBI's taxonomy places the organism in Eukaryota, Metazoa, Chordata, Aves, Galliformes, Phasianidae.